UGCACAGUGCAUUCUAGCUUUCCAGCGUAAUGCCGAUCACAUGGGACCGUGGGAUGCUGAAGAGAUCACCUUGGCACAAAGUGGCCAGCCACACGAAACGGGUGUCAACCGCAUCGCCGUGGAGAAACAACGAAAACGUUUGGUACUCACUGGCGGGAGAGAUGGGUCAGUCGCCAUUUCGGAGCUUUCCACCUUGCAAGUGACCUCCAAAGCACUCAAGGACGAUCCGGAGUUGGCAAGUUCUGGCCAAACAGUGGGCCACAAAGACUCAGUGGAGGGCUUGGCAUGGUUGCCACAGGACAGUCGGCUCUUCACCUCUGGCGCCAUGGAUGGUUUCCUCAAAAUUUGGGACGCAGCUGAAGGGGUGUCAGUGAUGAGCUUGGACCUACACAGCUCAGUGCGAAAUCUGGCCAUCAACAAUCAAGCGAAGGUAGCUGUGGCUUUGGAAGACGCCACUCUUCGCUUGGUGGAUUUGCGCUUGGGCCGACCUGUGAACACCAUGCAAGGCCAUACCAAACCACCCUUGUCUGUCGUUUGGGACCACUUGGAGCAUUUGUUCUCUGGCGGCAUGGACGGCACUGUCCGUGCGUGGGACAUUCGUAUGGGUGCACGAAGUCUUUUUCUUUGCGAUCCAUAUGCGCACGAAGGCGCCUGGCCACUGAAGCGAAAGAUGCCUGAAAAACCUCAACGUGUACAGGAGGAGUGGCAGCAUGAAGAAGCAAAACCGGAGCCAUAUCGCUUCAGGUCCAUGAAGCGUGUUUUGGGCACCGACCGCAGAUUUGAGGAGGGCUCUGUGAGGAUGUUGACCACAUCCGACAGUUUGCUUGAUCUUGAGCCCCAGCGAGUAGAAGCCCAUUCCUCCUCGUCGUCUGAAGAAAAAAGGAGAACUCGAGAGCAGUUCGCAAGAGAAGCUGAGUGGAAGUCUCGACAUGUCUUUGGUCCACCCAGGAGGCAGUAUGAGCACGAAGCUUCGAUGGCUCAUCGUGGUGCAGUCACCAGUGUCUCCUUCUUGGACGACCGCUUGCUUUCCUGUGGAGUUGAUGGCAAGGUCCGAUGCUGGGAUCCGAAGACUGGACACCUACAGGCCAUGGCUCACAAGAGGGAGAUCAAGUCUGACAAGGUCCUUGCAAAAUGCGAGGCAGGAUUAUGGCGAGAUGUUAAUGUGGAGUGCAGCAGAGAGGAGAAGGCAAUGCAGAUGUCAGCCUUAGGAUAUCCAGAUGAAGUCUGCAUGAUACCAGAGGAGGAGUUGUUGGCAGUAUAUGGCCUGCGCUCGAGCCGCUGCUUGUGUCGCCUUGCAGCUCACAAGGGCGCAGUGCUGUGCUGCGAAGCCUUGAAUGGCGAGAUGCUGUCUGGAGGUGCAGACGGCUUGCUUCUUCACUGGCGCAGUGGUGCUCGCAGCCAGUGUAGUGUGCAGAAAGGCUGGGUACCGUUGAGUUGCAGCUCCGGAAAGAUACGGAGUGACUGUCCCAGCUUUGCGACCCAACGAUAGGUUUUAGAUCCGCUUCUACAUGAGGGACUCAUGCAUGUGUGAAUGUCAUUGGCUUGCCAGGCGAAGUCAUUUUGCUGGAUUGACAAAUUUUCUUGUUCUUUCUUUGUGCUUGUUUGCUGGCACGAUCGGGCGCGAUGUACAGUUGAAACCGGCCCUAAAGCGACAA
Durusdinium trenchii is the source of this 1655-nucleotide messenger RNA. The record is from the annotation of a GenBank genome assembly. NCBI's taxonomy places the organism in Eukaryota, Dinophyceae, Suessiales, Symbiodiniaceae.